Molecule: messenger RNA, 509 nt
Organism: Salvia hispanica
Lineage: Eukaryota; Viridiplantae; Streptophyta; Magnoliopsida; Lamiales; Lamiaceae
Source: RefSeq, a predicted model, not a curated record
CGCGCCUCCGCCGCAGCAGCUGGCACCUCCAAUUUUGAGGCAUUGACCUCGCACUAAAAGCAGCAAGUUCGUCUCUACAUUGACUCCCUCCUCGAAUGGUAUGGAACCAGAAAAUGAAUUUGACGGCGGUGAAAGAGGAAAAUGAGGUGAUAGAGGGCGAUUUGAAUGUUGUUGACGUUGGAAGUGGAGUAGGGCUUCCUGGAGUGAUUCUGGCCAUGGCAUGCCCUAGUACAGUUGGAAGCAGAAUGUUCAAAUUGUACGCGAUCGAGCUGAGAUUGAAUUUAUGUCAAAGUGGAGUGUGUUUGGUUAAUGAGGUCUACUAUUCUAGCUGUUCUGUGGACAAAAACCUUGACUACAGAGAGAACUUUGACAUUGCAGUUGCUAGAGCUGUUGAAGAAAUGACUGAAUAUUGCCUUCCUCUAGUCAAUGUUGGUGGUUUGUUUGUGGCAGCUAGGGUCAUGAUCCAUGGGAGGGAAGUUGCAAAAGCUGAAAGAGCUAUAGCCAUUUGA